AUGUCGACAGAUUCAGUCCACAAAGAUGAUGUAGAGUGGCCUGUUCGUCGUGCCACGAUAGGGGAGUCGUCCUCGACCACCAGCGAACUCUCACCGAUUCCGGCUGUUGCUGGACGCACAAGGAGGAAGUCUAUCACCACCGCUUGCGAACGUUGCAGAAGAAGGAAGAUCCGAUGUGAUGGUAAUCAGCCGUGCGCAACUUGCGCGCGCUUCAUGGUCAAUUGUGUUCGUCCUAGCAAGCACAGAGAGAGAUUUGGACCAGAUCACUCGUUUAUAGAACACAGGGAGCAGCAAGCUGCCUUGGAAGAUCGAGUACGUCGUCUUGAGACUCAGCUCGCCGAGACAAGAAUGCAAUCGAAUUUGAAUGAUACGGAGGAUCUCUUCAGCGACUGGCAAGGGGAAGACGACGAUAUGUCCAUGCCUCAUUUAGGUCUUCGACUGGACACUGAUAUGAGCCAUCCGCAGCGUUCGUUCUCGUACGACGACCAGCUUGGAAACCCCUUUCUGGGGCAUUUGACGCCGACUGACAUCCCCAUGAUCGAGAUCACUGGGUGCGAGUCGCCGUUUCCUAGGCCAUUAUCUCCAUCGCCAUCUAUGCUCUCAGCGUCUGGGAUAUCCAGGACAUCUACUCCAGAUGCUUACACAGCGACAACGCCUGCUUCUCAUCCUGCUCACUUGGUCGCACCGAACCCUGCGGUCUCAAUAUCACCACCUGUCUCGCCUCAAGGUAGGGUCAACACCUGGGAUUUUGCUGGGAUGGACGACUUCUCGUCAUUUCUGAGUCCAUCUCUAGGAAUUGUAGAAGAGGGCAUGUCCCGGAGAUCUUCGAUCUCGUCAUUGGGGCUUGACCAAGAUCUGAGUGCGAUGAAUCUGGCUUUCCCCGACUUCUUCGACAAUAGCCAGCUGUAUGGGCAAAGUACUGGGACGUUCACACAGCUGCAUCAUUCUCCACCGCAGAUGCCAUCUAGAGAUACUGGAUCCCACGAGCCAUACCGUCAUGUAGCCUUGUCUAAGCCGGAGGCACAACAGCUGACCGAGAUAUUCUUCGCCAAGUUUGCACCCAUGCAGGCGCCAAUAAAUCGAGAUGGCCUUCAGAUCUGCCUCGAAGCGGUCUAUUCACUCCCCGAUUUCAGCUCGGCCAUGACACUAGAAGCAACGAAAAUCCUUUCCAGUGUUCCUUCUUGUUCUCUGGACGCGGCGAAAUUUCAAGUGUUCAUCAUUCUAGCAACAGCCCUGCGUAUGGUCGGCGCUCCGAUUGGAUCUAGUAACGCAGCAAGAUGUGAAGCCUUGUAUGGGCUCGCUAUGCAGCAGACCCUCUCAUCUCGUUUCUGGAACAAGGACCAAGGUGUGGAGAUGGCGCUGCUGCUUGCUGUAUUUGCUAAAGCAUGCUCUACGGGCUGA
Messenger RNA from Pseudovirgaria hyperparasitica, 1401 nucleotides. RefSeq lists its product as uncharacterized. NCBI's taxonomy places the organism in Eukaryota, Fungi, Ascomycota, Dothideomycetes, Acrospermales, Acrospermaceae. Gene Ontology annotation, biological process: positive regulation of transcription by RNA polymerase II. The coding region runs from base 1 to 1401 and encodes 466 amino acids. The transcript is spliced from 3 exons. The record is from RefSeq and is a predicted model, not a curated record. Gene Ontology annotation, molecular function: DNA-binding transcription factor activity, RNA polymerase II-specific; sequence-specific DNA binding; zinc ion binding.